Sabethes cyaneus is the source of this 7355-nucleotide messenger RNA. RefSeq names its product SNF-related serine/threonine-protein kinase (gene Snrk). Bases 911 to 4321 code for a protein of 1136 amino acids. The record is from RefSeq and is a predicted model, not a curated record. Gene Ontology annotation, cellular component: cytoplasm. Gene Ontology annotation, biological process: protein phosphorylation; microtubule cytoskeleton organization; intracellular signal transduction. The transcript is spliced from 11 exons. NCBI's taxonomy places the organism in Eukaryota, Metazoa, Arthropoda, Insecta, Diptera, Culicidae. Gene Ontology annotation, molecular function: protein serine/threonine kinase activity; ATP binding; tau-protein kinase activity.
UGUCGGCAGUGACGGAAUCGUAGAAAAACGCGACUUCUUCCAUCAGCGGAUGGCAUGUAUUUCAGUGAGCAAAAGUACCUAAAACGAAAAAUUCGAUUGCCGCUGCAUUGUGCAAAGUGAUUUUCGCGAUUCAGGGCGAGGUUUUCGCGUUAAUGAAUCAAUUUGAUGUGAUUUUUCUCGUACACAGUGGAUGGAGUUUUGUGGAAAACUGGGCUGCAUUCGUGCGGAAGCCAAGUGAAAAUGGUGCUCUCUUUAUUGUUGGGUUCAGUUUCCCCGUAACCUGUUCAAGUGGGCUGAACUGACGCCGACGAGCUGCCGAAUAAGGUCAAAACAAGAAAUAUAUUUUCACUGUUGCUACUGUUACUGCAUUAUCGGGUGGGCGAAGCGAAAAAAACUGAAUACUUAUCGACUACCUAGUUGCAAUCGAUUGUGUUUGUGCAAAAGAUUAAGCAUGAAAAAAAAAUCAGUUCUAAUCAGCUUUCGGUCCAAGUCAAUAAUCGAAAAAAUGAAAACCUAACUGUUUAGGUCUUCUAGAAAGCUCGCAAAUUGUUAAAGGUGAAAAAGUCUGAAAAGUGAAGCUGAUUGGCGUGGAAGUUGUUGACAAAUGUGUAAUACAGCGAAGACCUGUGUAUCGUCUGUGUUCGUUAGUGAGUGUGCAUUCUAGUGAGAAUUGUGCCAGCUGGAAUCGUCCCGAGGGCACAUUCACUCUAGUUUAUUUUUUUUUUCGUUGAGGCCGACUAACGGUAGCUGCUCUAGAAGGAUAUCCACUGACCGAUGAAUGUUUCUACUACUCCAAAAUUGUGUCCCUUCGUGCGCCUGUGACUGAGGUCAGCCCGUAUCCUGCGGUAGAAAGCGAAUAAUCAACGCCGAUUGCAUUCCCAUCCCACCACACGAAACACACCGUAGCAGGAUGCAACGUGCGUUUGCCUUAUCAGCCGCAAGCAGAGCCGGUGUUUAUGACGGGAAGAUAGCUGGCCUAUACGACCUGGAGGAAACGCUCGGCUCAGGACAUUUUGCCGUGGUGAAGCUUGCCCGUCACGUUUUUACCGGCGAAAAAGUAGCCGUAAAGGUGAUUGAGAAAACCAAGCUUGAUGACAUCUCGCGGGCACAUCUGUUCCAGGAAGUACGUUGCAUGAAAUUGGUACAGCAUCCCAACGUGGUGCGAUUGUACGAAGUCAUUGACACGCAGACCAAACUGUAUCUUAUUCUUGAGCUCGGGGAUGGCGGCGAUCUGUACGACUACAUUAUGCGCCACGAUAAGGGCCUGUCGGAAAACGUGGCCAGAGAGUACUUUCGACAGAUUGUGCGCGCCAUCUCUUACUGCCACCAGCUGCAUGUGGUGCAUAGGGACCUAAAGCCUGAAAAUGUAGUAUUUUUCGAAAAGCUAGGAGUGGUGAAAUUGACUGAUUUUGGAUUUAGUAAUAAGUUCUGCCCAGGUCAAAAACUGGAGACUUCCUGUGGAAGUCUGGCGUAUUCGGCACCGGAGAUCUUACUUGGGGAUUCCUACGAUGCACCCGCAGUUGAUGUCUGGUCGUUGGGAGUUAUUCUGUUUAUGCUGGUGUGCGGUCAUCCACCCUUCCAGGAAGCAAACGACUCCGAAACGCUUACUAUGAUAAUGGACUGCAAAUACACAAUGCCGGAUCACGUGUCCGGAGGCUGCCGCAGGCUUAUCGGUACUAUGCUCGUGCGCGAGCCAGAAAAACGUGCCACUUUGCAAAAAAUUGCACAGGAUACCUGGCUGAUGGAGGGUAGCACGGAGGAAACGCCCGAGUACCUGCCUCUGGUUAGCCGGGAACAAGUCAGCGAAGAGGAUCACUCGUUGAUUAUCCAGAAAAUGAUCAACGGCAAAAUCGCAACCAAAGAGGAAAUUUUAGAGGCUUUAGAUCGUAAUGAAUAUAAUCAUAUAACGGCGACCUAUUUUCUGCUGGCAGAGCGAAAAUUGCGCGCACACCGGCAGGAAGAAGCGCAAAAACGGAAACCGGAGCUCACAUUGCCGGUGUCUAAUUCAACAAGACUGCAAGCUUUCAAGAAGGAUUCGGAGGAAAACUCGAAAGAGGACAAUUUUCUGCCAUCGAAACUUGGGACGCACCUCAGCGUGCCUCGGACACCGUGCACCGAAACGGGACAGGUCGGUCGCAACCGGAAAUGCAGCAUUGUACAGGAGGAGGAAGACGACGAGGAUGAUGUUACUGGUGCUGGUCACGAGGAGCUAUCCGCGCCACUGAACCGCCGGGGAUCGCGAUCCGAGGGUCGCAUCAACAUUACCGUUCAGGAUCGUAUUGCCGAAUCGGAACGGUUGAAGUUGGAGGCUAAAAAGCAAACCGAGGCCAUAGAAAAAUACGAACACCAGCAGCAUCAGCACCAGCAGCAGCAGCUGCAGCACUUGGAGACGAAGGAAAAUUCCGCCGCUCUACUGGGAGGAAUCGUAGGCAUCGGUAAUGUAACGUUGAUAACUAGUGAAAACAGUAGUACCAAAGAUAGGCUAGGAAUUGCUGGUGGUGGACUACAGCGGAAGGUACCACCGGAAAUCAAGCGUACCGGCGUGAAUUACUCCAAAAAGACUUCCAUUCUCAAACCAAAUUUAGCUAAAAUAGGUGAUGGAAAUUUUAGAGCUAGUUCGUUCGACAAGUGUGUUGCCAGCAUAAAAGACGUUGAGCUGGUGAAUACGAAAAUCCUUACGGAUAGCUCGACAAUAACUAUUCCAAUUCCAAGUUUGAACAUUGUUACCGCUUCUAAUAUACCUAAGUAUAAGACGAUGCCCUCGCCGACUAGAGCAAACACUAUUCUUAGUAACACGACAAAUUGUUUAAAUGAAAUUUUCGAAGAGGGUACCGAUGUUGGCAGUUCCGAUAGUACAACAACCACUCCGCGUCCGGUAGUUCGAAAUCAGUUCAAUGUUCGAACUCAAAACCAAGGCAGUGGUAACGGUAACAAUGCACAUCGGCGGACCAAAUUCAACAAAUCUCGAACUGCGUCGUGCAGUAGUUCGGAUGCGUCGGACGAUGAUUCGGAGAAUAGAAAAAAGCGAGCUCAUAAGAUUGUCGAUACUACGGUGAAGCCCCUAACGCAACGAAGAGACUCUCACGACGAUUCCAGCGAUUCACAAGAUCCAGGUAACUCGGCAGCCCCUUCCGGUGCGGCGACGGGUGCUUGUGUUCGAGUUAUUAUGAGCACUGCAAACACCGAUGGCAGUACAACCACCAGUAACGGAAACAGCAAUCAACCACCGUCGGAAAAACGAACCAAUGGUGGAAACAGACAGAAGUCGUCUCAACAGGUGGACUUCAGACGACAUCGAGGGCGAAGGAGACCCGUGGAGACACGUCUUCGCGAAAGUCAGUCAUUAAAUCGAAUUACCGAAGUUCAGGAGUCAGAAACUUCACAUUCGGCUGCUGCACAGGCUGCUGCGGCAGCCAUAGGUGCCAUAUCAACCCUGCCAAGCGACUCCGGUGAAAAUCACAGUCGAACUGCAGAUAGUCGUAACACGGCUGAAGUCUCGGUUGAUCAAAUUUGUAGCAAUAACCUUCCGUUGGAUGUGAACAGCAUCGAUUGUUUGAACAGUCCUAGCAACAAUAGCAAUACAACAACAACCAGUAGCACCCCCACCACCACCGGAUGUACCGGCAAUACUAGCGGUAAUACAAAUCCAACGAAGCCGAGAGGUUUCAGUGCCCGAAUUUUCCACACAUUCAAAAAGCAACAACAACAACAGCAGCAACCUUCGUCGAACAGUUCGACGCCGAGCGUCGAUGCUCCGUCGCUGGACUCGAAAAAUGGAAUGACGGCUGCUGCAGCCGCCGGAGACGACAUUGAAAUCGUGGUCGAACUGGCGAAGGCACUGAAUGGAACCGAAAGUAAUACCAAGAAUACGAAGAAAAUAAAGAUUCUUGGGAGGUACUUUCAGGUUCACAAAAAAAUCUACGUUCCCCUGUCUGGGCUGUUCCAGCGCGGUCGGCUCUAUAAGGCACAGUCAUGCGGCUCGAUUGUGCGCGAUAAGGUAAAUGUAAACCCAAACGGUUCCGGUGGCGGUCGUGGUUCGGCCAACACAAACGCUCGUCAUUCGACUAUUUUCAAUGAGAAAAAUCGUUUCAUCAAAAACUGUCUGACCGGCUCGCGGCUGCUCGGUAGCGACGGAGAUAUCAAUCACAACGGCAACAGUUUUAUCGCGAUGCCGUCGUCGGGUGGUGGUGCUAUGACCAACGGCACCGUAUCACCGGCAGAGCUGAUGAUGGCCGGCGCUACUGCUGGUCCCAACAGUCCCUGCGGGCUAGCGGCAGCGUCCACCGGAACACCUCCAUCAGUGCCAAUCAAGACCGCGUAGUGGUAGUCUUCGGAGCGUGAAGACUAACGAGAUUACACGAAAUCGGCCGUUGAGUAGCGAAUAUGUAGUAUCAUAUGUUAAUUUGGAGCAAUUUACUGUUCAGGUUAUCGCAUCCUGAUUUUGGUACUAGUUUAGAUCUGAACUGAAUGUUCCUUAUGUGUGUAGUUCACAACUGUCAUUCAAAUCAUCCGCUGUCGAGGCGGAAGCCAUUAUUUAGGACUUAAAUAUUUCCCUCCAUGUGAAGUAAGAUUUUCUUAUUAUGGCCGAUGUGAUCCCGGAUACAGCUAAAGUGCACCAAAGAGAUCUCGAAUAUGUAGGUAUCAAGUACUAGAUGGGACGGCCCGUGCCGUCUGAAAUCAAAUCAUAACAUCACCUCUUUAGCUUCACUCCAAAUUCGCACCGAUAGACACCGAUGUAGAGCACACCUUGUUCUAAUGUACGGAGUGAAAUAUAGCAAAUGAAAUGGAAUUGAACACGUGCAACGUGUUGGUGGAUUGAGAAUUUUCGUGCAAUAAUUAUAUGAGCUUAUAGGUUUCUUGUGUACAUUUAAAGAGAGCAAAUCUUAUAAUCGUGACAAUUUUUACUACUUUUUGUGUUAAUAGUGUGCAUGCAAGUAUAGGUUAAUAACUUUAUAUUUCAUUCGAAUAGCAAAUCUGUCCGGUAAUGAUUGUUAAACAACAAUUUUUUAGGUAAUCGAACUGUUGAGGGCACUAUUUAGUGAUGUUUUGAAUAUCGAAAAAGUCUCAGACUCUACCUACUUUGUAUGUGCUGUGCACAGGUCUCUGAACAAGCGAUUGCUGAAAAACCAAACAAUGCAGUAUGAAGUAAAACGCGAUUGGGAAAUCUCUUCGAUUCGGUGUCCGAUUUGCUUUUCUUCUUGCAGUAGAUCUUAGUUAGAUAUUACUUAAAUAAAUACAAAGGAAAAUGUUGCCAAUAUUCCUUACCGCCCCGAUUUCCCCCCUCUUAUUUGUAUGUAGACUCAUGUAUUUAAAAAAAAGCAAAAUAAAUACCUUAAACUGGUGUAAACGUUUUUAGGACAAACUUAUAAUAGGGCACAACAGAUGAAAAUACAAGUUACUACGACUGGGUGCAGAAAAUGUACUAUUUUAAGCACAUAUAGGAUACUAUCACUGCUGGCAAGCAAACACACGCAUCUUCUUCAACGUAAUUUCUCAUACAGGAAUCAUCUUUCGCUAGGAAACAGAAAGUAAAUCUUGGUUCCCGAUUGAUAUAUGUAGCGACAUGUAGCUAAUUAAUUUCAGAAUGCAUAAAUAACCAUUGAUUAAUUCCUUAUAAAUGCAGUAUAAACUUUGUUAUUAUAAACAUUGCAUGAUAAAGUUAACAUAAACUUCUAAAUUUUUUCUAGCUGAAAGGUAUUUGUUCUGUCAAUAUUUUAUCGAAUAACAUACGAUUAAUACGUGCUGAAAUUUUAGCAUAUCCAUCCUGCCUGAUAAAUUGUGAUCCUCUUAGCACUGAAUAUUUGAUUCCACUUCACGAAAUUUAAGUCCAAUUCGUGUCUCGUUAACAGUUGAAGUUUCCUGGCGGUAGACUUCCUCCACAAAUAUGCACUCAUACGACCACAGGCACCUGAACAUUGCAGCUUUUAAUUAAUGCAAAAGAGAACAAAAGAAAAAAACAACCGAUAAACAUUAGCGAAGCACUCGAAUUAAUCUGUGUGUUUGUACUAGGGGUGGUAACUAUAUAUAGAUUAGUAAAUCAUAAGAUAUUGAUAAACUGACAGUAAUUGGAAAUAUGUAAUUAACAAUACAAAGUAACAAGGGAAGAACUACCAAAAACAAGCUGGACUUGUCGAGAAGUUAUAUAUUUAAAUGGAAAAGCAGAAAAAAUCAUUUGUUCAAUAUUUAACUUUAUAUUUCGCGCAUUUUACUUUUUAAGAUGAAUUUACACAUUGAUAUGAAUUUGCAGUGUAAGAAAAAUAGAUACAAACAAAAAACAUGCUAGUGAAAUUGUUCAUGUAUUUCUUGACCAUCAUCAUGCAAAAGGGGUCAACACAAACAUCCUACAUACAACGCAAUCCUACUUAUACGACAAAACCGGAUGGAACGUUCAUGUAUAAAUUCUUCUCUAAACCUACUUUAGGAGAGUAAGUCACAAGUCCUAACAAGUGUUCCUUUCAUUCAAACUAUCGUCUAAUCAUUAAAUCUAAAACAAACAGCUCCAUGAAACCGUAUAUUAAAAACCCAAAUCUGGCGAGAAAACAACAAAAUCUAUCUAGUACUACUCUGUCCUCUAUCCGUAAUGAACUUUUUUCUUCGUACUACCGUUAAAAAUCUAAUCAUUCUAUAAACACCUACACCACACCACUAAAACAUGCAAAGUCUAUUUAGAACAAGCAACAGAAGGCAUAAAAGUAACACGCAUGCGUAGGUUCUAGGCUACACAACACAAUAGAUGUUCUAAUUGGGUAGUUGAAUGUAGUCUAUAAUCCAGUAAGGUAACGGAUUAGCAAAUACCCGCACUGCAUAAAAUAGAAUUCAAAUAAACCACCACCAACCACUACCCCAACAACCGUUUCGUGAAUUAAUGAAUGCAACAUGGCAAACAACACAUUUCACAAUCGGCGAAAUAUACUUCGCUCGUACACAUACCCGUUUAUUACGAAACUACAACACAACCGAUAGAAAACACGCUCGAAACAAAUUUGCAAAUUAGUAACACCAUCCUCUCACAUUCACUCAGAAACACAACAACAGUAAGUCCAAUAGGUAACCUUGUGGCAACAACGUACGCAAUAGAUGAAAUUGAACAGAGCUGUCGAAUAAAUCAGCAAAAAAAUAGACAUACGAAAGCAUGUAUCCAUUAUUCACUUACAAUUGGAGAAAGAAAAAAAAACAAACAAACAAACACGACAACUGUUCGGUGUACUUUGGAAUAAUUGCAACGGAUAAUUAGUCAUUACGAAAACAAAAAACAGAAAAAAUAUGCGCAUAAUUUAGUUGCAAAAUGGACAAGCCAUGCCAGAUACAGUGACUACAACAACUACAACAAAGGUGAAAAAGAAAACACUUAUUCA